AUGCCCCCACCACCCCGCAUUCUCGACUCCCACAUCCACCUCUGGCCGCACACGUCAACCAAUCCAACCGGCCACGCAUGGAUGGCCCCAGGCGGGCCACUCACAAAACAAUACUCGCUCACCUCCUCCACACCACCCCGCGUCCGCGGCGCCGUCUACGUCGAAACCGACCGCACCCUCGCCAACGACGCGAAAGCCGACAUCCUCGUCCGCGCCGCGCAGCCGCUCGAGGAACUCCGCUGGCUGCGCCGCCUCGUGACGGGCACGCCCGCGCCGGGCGAAGGUUUCGCGCCUGGCGACGGCGCCGUCCUCUGGGGCCUGGUGCCGUGGAUCCCCGUCGAUGUCGGCCUCGCGGACUUGCGCGCGUACCUGGCGGCGGCGGAGGAGGCGGCGGGGCCGGAGGCGUGGGCGAGGGUUGUCGGGUGGCGCUUCCUCGUGCAGGGGAUAAAGGACGAGGAGGCGUUCGGGAGGGUGGUGGGCGGGUGGACGGAGGCGCUGAGGGAGGUGGGGAGGAGGGGGUGGUGUUUUGAUGUGGGCGUGGAUGCGAGGAGUGGGGGGGUGUGGCAGGUGGAGAGGGCGGUGGAGGCGUGUGAGAGGGUGAAUGAUGGUGGGGAUGGGGUGAGGGAGGGGGAGGAGGUGAGGUUUAUUUUGAAUCACCUCUGCAAGCCGGACAUGGAGCAGCACCCAACCACGCCAGCCCAGCGCGACGCCUUCGACCGCUGGAGCGCAGCCAUCCGCCGCGCCGCCCGCUCGCCGCACACCUACAUGAAGCUGUCCGGCGCCUUCUCCGAAAUCGCGGACCAGGACCCCAGCGCCCCCUGGACCCCGGAGCGCGUGCUCGAGCGCAUGAAGCCUUGGCUCGACGUGCUCUUCAGCGCCUUCCCGCCCGAGCGCAUCAUGUUCGGCAGCGACUGGCCCGUCUGCAAUGUCCGCGGCCCGGGCGACGCGCGGGCGUGGAGCUGCUGGGCGGCUGCGGUGGAGAAGAUUCUGGAUGCGUACGGCCUGACGGAAGAGCAGCGUGAUCGCGUGUGGUACGGCACCGCCGUAGAGGCGUAUCGGCUGAGUCCUCCGAAGGCGUGA
Messenger RNA from Lasiodiplodia theobromae, 1080 nucleotides. Its product is annotated as Amidohydrolase. Gene Ontology annotation, molecular function: hydrolase activity. The transcript has 3 exons. The record is from RefSeq and is a predicted model, not a curated record. Bases 1 to 1080 code for a protein of 359 amino acids. Lineage: Eukaryota; Fungi; Ascomycota; Dothideomycetes; Botryosphaeriales; Botryosphaeriaceae.